AAAAGAUAAAGAGAAGGAAAAACAAAAAGUAGAGAGAGAAAGACAAUACAAGAUUAUCUUGUCUGCAUUAUCAAAAAUUCCAUAUCCUACAGGUAGGUACAUGGAUAUGCAUAUAUAUAAAUAGAGGCAGCUCCAACAGAGUAGAAAAGAGGCAACACUAGAAAUGAAGGGUUCUGGGUAAUGUUUAGAAGCCCUUUUCAUGUACCAGGAGAAAUGGGUGGUAAACAGAUAGGAUUGUUCGUCAUAUUUUUCACUCACUUGCAAUACUUUUUAACAUCUUCAUCUCCACUACUUCACAAGGCCUUUGUUUCAGAUCCUCUGCAGGAGCAUAAGGUGGGAUUUACAGGUAGACAUGAACAUGACAUCAAUGGUGAUGGUGAUGGCAACAGAAGAAGUGGCAUAGUGCAUAGCAACAAAUUUGCCCAUGGAGGUGUAAAUGGUGGUAGAUCAAAUGGUGGUGCUGCUAAUAAUGGUGGUGGGUCAACUGGUGCAGCUGGUGCUGCUAAUAAUGGUGGUGGGUCAACUGGUGCAGCUGGAAUUGAAAAUGGAAAUGGCAAUGGCAACAGCAACGGACAAGGAGGCGCAGCAGUAAUCCCCGUUAUUGUUGCUGGUGCUGCUAAUAAUCGCCACCCGAACAGCCACCGUGGUGCUGCCAGCAGCAACAGGAACGCCGUAGGAUUUCCUGCCAUGAUUAUGAUCACCUUGGCAACUUUCAUUGUAAAUUUAAGUGUGGAUUUCAGUUACAGAAUUUAGAUUAACCAAUUAAUUGUGAGAUGCGGGAUAGAUGCCUAUAUUUAUGCACAAGGUAUGUUUGUAACACGUCUUUCUGUGAUGUAAAGUUCAUGUACAAGUCAAGAAACCUGUGCUGCAUAGUUUGUCAAUCAUAAUAAAGAAAAAUAUUAGUUUGCAAAAUGAAAAA
This is a messenger RNA of Ricinus communis (castor bean), 919 nucleotides long. Its product is annotated as glycine-rich cell wall structural protein 1. The record is from RefSeq and is a predicted model, not a curated record. NCBI's taxonomy places the organism in Eukaryota, Viridiplantae, Streptophyta, Magnoliopsida, Malpighiales, Euphorbiaceae. The coding region runs from base 181 to 753 and encodes 190 amino acids. The transcript is spliced from 2 exons.